GAGGCGGCGGAGCGGCGGCGGCCCCGGUGGCUGCGCCGCUCGGCGGGGCCGGGCUGGGCGGGGCCGGACGUGAGCGAACUUCCGCGGGCGGCGGGGCCGCCAUGGCGGCAAAAAGUCCUGCUGAUAGUACUCCAAGAAGGCCUGUUUUGUCUGUCAGUGCAAGAAAAAUUAAAGAUAAUGCAGCAGACUGGCAUAAUUUAAUGAUGAAAUGGGAGAGACUGAAUGAUAAUGGAUUUACUACCGCAAACAAAAUAGUCAACAUGAAGAUCAGUGAGCAAUUUCAAGACAGAAAACUGGAGAUAGCAUGUGGUAACAGUGUCACAGAACCUGAAAAGCCAGCCCCAAAAUACAACGAAGAACUGGACAGCUGCUGUGCAGAAUUACUUGAGACCUUAAAGCAGAUGACAAAAAUACAACUGAAAAUGGAAAAGCUUACUUCAACUACUAAAGCAAUCUGUGACUUGGAAGCAUUCCGCCAUGGAGCUGGGAAUUGCACAGCACCCUUCUUUCAUACAUGGCCCACACCAUACUUCUAUGAGGUCUCCCUGAAGCUCUCUGAAAUGUACAAGAAGGAACUACAACUCAAGCAAGCAAUUGUACAAGACAUUGCUCAUUCUGCUGACCAGGAUCUGAUGAUGGUGUAUUUAUCAUCAUGGUUAUACCAGCCUUACAUUGAGAACAGCAGCACACUGCUACUCGAAGCCAUGCUGCUGGAGACAGGACACAGAAAGUGCUAGAAUUCCAAAGGUUACGUGGCUGGCUUCUAAUGAUGCUUACAUGAAAUGGCAAAUUGCAAGGCUUACCAAGCAUGGUGUACUGGCUGCAACCACGGUAGUGUUUGGAGACCUUGAAGCCGACGCUGCGGCACGAGUAGCUUUCUGUCCGUUUACCAUCUUCGAUGUGGGAAUCUUGUUCACAGACACUGAUCCGUGAG
This is a messenger RNA of Myiozetetes cayanensis, 934 nucleotides long. It is a transcript of the gene CINP, whose product is annotated as cyclin dependent kinase 2 interacting protein. Bases 102 to 737 code for a protein of 211 amino acids. The transcript is spliced from 6 exons. The record is from RefSeq and is a predicted model, not a curated record. NCBI's taxonomy places the organism in Eukaryota, Metazoa, Chordata, Aves, Passeriformes, Tyrannidae.